UAUUUUCCAUUUCUUUGCCUUCUGAUUGUAAUACAACAUAUAAAUUCAAUAAAUUUAUGUUAAUAGGGGUAUGGAUGGAAGGAUUUCAGGCACUAUCAUGGGAAAUCACCUUACAUACUUAUGAUAUCUUUGGGACUGGAGUACAUUGCAAUUGUGAUAUUGAUAAUGAAAAUAUAGCUGAGCUCAGUAUAUUGACAUUUGAAAGUUCUUUUGGAAGCAAAAAGUAUUGUGUUAGUAUAAUCCCCUGCUCAUCACAGUUCCCAAAUUCUCAAAUUAAUGACCAGAUUACAAGUUUUGGCGUGGUGCACCAAGGAACUUUUGCUCCUGUGCAGCAAAAAUUAACUUCUUCAGGUGAACCAUAUACCCCUGCAUAUAUUAUGGCUACUGGCUCUGCUGAUGGAAGUUUGAAACUUUGGAGAAGCAAUGUAGGCAAACCAUCAAUCUUUCACGUGUCUUGGGAGCUUGUUUGUGUUGUUGUCACUCACCAAGGCCCCAUUACUGCAUUGUGUUUGACCGAUUGUGGACGGAAAAUUGCUACAAUUAGCAAGAACAACCAUAAACCUAAUAUCAGCAACGUUCACUUAUGGGAGCUUGCAUGCCUUGGUGCAGGGACCCUUUUGUUUGAAGAUGAACUGUCCUUUGAAAGCAAUAUCAUUGCAGUAGACUGGUUAACUUUAGGAAAUGGUCAGUUUUUACUUGGAAUUUGUUUGCAAAAUGAAUUGCGUGUGUACUCCCUGAAGCAUUUUGGUCAGACCUUGUCAGGCAUCACAAAAUCUUUGGAUACUGAGACUUGGAUCUGCAUUGGGUUUGCUCGUACUUUACCAUCUAAUUGUGGCUUCCUCUGGGGGCCGAAGAGCACAGCAAUAGUUAUACAUGAUCAUUACUUUUGUAUAGUUAGUCCUUGGCUGUUCCUUGGGGAUAAAAACCAUGAUGCUAUGUGCAGCCCUUAUUACAUUGGAGAAACUAAAAAUCACCAUGUCAAUGGGACUGAUGUCGCUGUUUUUGCUGAUGAAUGUUGCAGUAUCAGAAAAUUAUCAGAUGAUAAUUAUGACAGCAAACGUAGACCAAGAUCUCUCACAAACAUUCAUGCUGAAACCAAUAUUCUAUCGAAUAGUUCAUAUCCACGGGUUGCACAGAUGAAAAGUACAACUUCGCUUGGUCUUAUAAGCAUGCCUGAUAUAGCUGAUAAAUUGUGUGGAUCACUGUCCUCUUUUCAUCCUCAUGCUCUCCUCAUUGAUAUAUAUUCAGGUAAGUGGAAACGUGCAUAUUCAGCUUUGAGUCAUCUUAUUGAGCAUCUUUCUUCUGAUAAAAAGAGUUCUGCAAACCCAACCAAUACUAUUCCGGAGAUCCUUUUGUCAGAUUAUUUUGAAGGAGUUGCGAAAACUUCUACUGAUAAAGAAGUUCAGUGGAGUAUGAAUGGCUUAGCAUCCCAAUUUAAGGAAGGUGUUUCACCAUGGACCUUCAAUUGGGAUUCUAUUAGUAAUGACAGCUCAUUCAUUCCGUCCUCUACGAAAUCUGAAUUCAGCUCCUUUAUUGAGCCUCUUGAAAAGUUCUAUGAAUCAGCAGGGCUAACCAGCAUGGAGAAGACAGAAACUCUAGCAAUUAUAGAUCUUCUUGAUGAAAUCAGUAAUAAAUCUUCUGCAUCUGCCUACGAAAGUCUUGAUGAGCCCGGGAGAAGAUAUUGGAUUGCUUUGAGGUUUCAACAACUGCGAUUUCUUCGGUGUGAUGGUAGAUCAGCAUCUCUGGAAGAGCUGACCAUUGAUUCAAGAUUGAUUGGAUGGGCCUAUCACUCUGAUUGUCAGCAAAAUCUAUUGGAUUCGGUUAUCUCUAAAGAACCAACAUGGCAGGAAAUGAGAAGUUUGGGUGUUGGAAUUUGGUUUACUAAUACAACACAGUUGCGUGCAAGG
Cucurbita maxima (winter squash) is the source of this 1907-nucleotide messenger RNA. RefSeq lists its product as uncharacterized. Gene Ontology annotation, molecular function: protein binding. The transcript has 3 exons. The record is from RefSeq and is a predicted model, not a curated record. Gene Ontology annotation, biological process: vacuolar acidification. Gene Ontology annotation, cellular component: RAVE complex. The annotation marks the transcript as partial. NCBI's taxonomy places the organism in Eukaryota, Viridiplantae, Streptophyta, Magnoliopsida, Cucurbitales, Cucurbitaceae.